Molecule: messenger RNA, 5261 nt
Organism: Rhinolophus ferrumequinum (greater horseshoe bat)
Lineage: Eukaryota; Metazoa; Chordata; Mammalia; Chiroptera; Rhinolophidae
Gene: TRAK1
Product: trafficking kinesin protein 1
Exons: 16
Coding region: 237-3230 (997 amino acids)
Biological process (GO): neurogenesis; endosome to lysosome transport; anterograde axonal transport of mitochondrion
Cellular component (GO): dendrite
Molecular function (GO): GABA receptor binding
Source: RefSeq, a predicted model, not a curated record
UUCGGGUGUGUCAUUUUCUGUUUGGGGCGGUUUUACAAGAUGUACCAAGAGGGCGCCCAGGCUGCCUGGAGUUACGUAAUCCAUUGUGUGUCCAGGGCAGCUCACAAUCUUAGGAUUUGCCCCGACAAGAAAGCUCAGAAAAGUGCUGAGGAAGGUGUGGGACGGUGGCUGUGCUGGGCUCUCAGGGAGAAGAAGCUCUUCUCUCUCUGGAUUGCCUUUGGAGUUUAUUUCUGCCCAUGGCAUUGGUGCUUCAGUUCAGGCAGCCCGUGGGGGCCCAGCCUCUGCCAGAGCUGUGCCGAGGCAAGCACAUUCGGACAAACUCUUGUGACGUGUGCAACAGCACCGAUCUUCCAGAAGUCGAGAUCAUUAGCCUGCUGGAGGAGCAGCUGCCCCAUUACAAGUUAAGAGCUGAUACCAUCUACGGUUAUGACCACGACGACUGGCUCCACACACCCGUCCUUUCUCCAGAUGCCAACAUUGACCUCACAACCGAGCAAAUUGAAGAGACCCUGAAGUACUUCCUUUUAUGUGCUGAAAGAGUUGGCCAGAUGACUAAGACAUAUAAUGACAUUGAUGCUGUCACUCGCCUUCUUGAGGAGAAAGAGCGGGAUUUAGAGUUGGCUGCUCGGAUUGGCCAGUCGUUGUUGAAGAAGAACAAGACCCUCACCGAGAGGAACGAGCUGCUGGAGGAGCAAGUGGAACACAUCAGGGAGGAGGUGUCUCAACUCCGGCACGAGCUGUCCAUGAAGGAUGAGCUGCUUCAGUUCUACACCAGCGCCGCCGAGGAGAGCGAGCCCGAGUCUGCGUGCUCCACCCCGUUGAAGAGAAAUGAGUCAUCUUCCUCAGUCCAGAAUUACUUUCACCUGGAUUCUCUUCAAAAGAAGCUAAAGGACCUUGAAGAGGAAAACGUCGUACUUCGAUCCGAGGCCUGCCAGCUGAAGACGGAGACCAUCACCUACGAAGAGAAGGAACAGCAGCUGGUGAACGACUGCGUGAAGGAGCUGAGGGACGCCAACGUGCAGAUUGCGAGCAUCUCAGAGGAACUGGCUAAGAAGACCGAAGAUGCUGCUCGCCAGCAAGAGGAGAUCACACACCUGCUAUCGCAAAUAGUUGAUUUGCAAAAGAAGGCAAAAGCGUGUGCAGUGGAAAAUGAAGAACUGGUCCAGCACCUGGGGGCUGCUAAGGAUGCCCAGCGACAGCUCACGGCCGAGCUGCGUGAGCUGGAGGACAAGUACGCCGAGUGUAUGGAGAUGCUUCACGAGGCACAGGAGGAGCUCAAGAACCUUCGCAACAAGACCGUGCCCAACGCCACGUCCCGGCGCUACCACUCGCUGGGCCUGUUUCCCAUGGACUCCUUGGCAGCCGAGAUCGAGGGAACGAUGCGCAAGGAGCUGCAGUUGGAAGAGCCUGACUCUCCAGACAUCGCUCACCAGAAGCGAGUCUUUGAGACCGUGAGGAACAUCAACCAGGUUGUCAAGCAGCGGUCCCUGACGCCCUCCCCCAUGAACAUCCCCGGUUCCAACCAGUCCUCGGCCAUGAACUCCCUCCUGUCCAGCUGUGUCAGCACCCCCCGGUCCAGCUUCUACGGCAGUGACGUCGGCAACGUCGUCCUGGACAACAAGACCAACAGCAUUAUCCUGGAAGCAGAGUCAGACAACCUGGGAAACAAGGAGCAGAAUAAGAAGCCCGGGACACCGGGCACCCCGGGCUCCCAUGACCUGGAGACUGCGCUGAGGCGGUUGUCCCUCCGCCGGGAGAAUUACCUCUCCGAGAGGAGGUUCUUCGAGGAGGAGCAAGAGAGGAAGCUCAGGGAGCUGGCGGAGAAGGGCGAGCUGCCCAGCGGCUCCCUCACGCCCACCGAGAGCAUCAUGUCCCUGGGCACGCACUCCCGCCUCUCCGAGUUCACCGGCUUCUCGGGCAUGUCCUUCAGCAGCCGCUCCUACCUGCCUGAGAAACUCCAGAUCGUGAAGCCGCUGGAAGGUUCCGCCACCCUACACCACUGGCAGCAGCUGGCCCAGCCUCACCUCGGGGGCAUCCUGGACCCCCGGCCCGGUGUGGUCACCAAGGGCUUCCGGACGCUAGACGUUGACCUGGACGAAGUAUACUGCCUUAACGACUUUGAAGAAGACGACACAGGUGACCACAUUUCCCUCCCGGGCCUAGCUACCUCCACGCCAGCACAGCAGCCAGAGACCUCAGGUGAGAGGUCCCGAGCACACGUGACUGUCUCAGGCAGCAGAAGUUACCAGAGCCGGCCUCAGGCUUUCCCAGAAGAGAUGCAGGAGCCGCCAGCGGCCACGGAGGAGGAGGAGGAGGAGGAGGGGUCUGCACACCACCCUGGGAAGUGCAUGUCACAGACCAACUCCACCUUCACCUUCACUACCUGUCGCAUCCUGCAUCCUUCAGACGAGCUCACGCGGGUCACGCCAAGCCUUAACUCGGCCCCGACUCCAGCUUGUGGCAGUGCCAGCCACUUGAAGUCCACGCCGGUGGCCACGCCGUGUACUCCCCGGAGACUCAGCCUGGCCGAAUCCUUCACUAACAUCCGUGAGUCCACGACCACUAUGAGCACGUCCCUGGGGCUGGUGUGGCUGCUGAAAGAGCGGGGCAUUUCGGCGGCUGUGUAUGACCCCCAGAGCUGGAACAGGGCCGGCCGGGACCCCCUCCUGCACUGCUACACGCCCAGGAUGGCUGUGAUCCCCUCCACCCCGCCCAACUCGCCCACGCAGACGCCCACGUCUUCCCCGCCCUCCUUCGAGUUCAAGUGCACGAGCCCUCCCUACGACAACUUCCUGGCUUCCAAGCCGGCCAGCUCCAUCCUGAGGGAGGUGAGGGAGAAGAAGAACGUCCGGAGCAGCGAGAGUCAGACAGAUGUGUCAGUCUCCAACCUCAACCUCGUGGACAAAGUCAGGAGGUUUGGCGUGGCCAAAGUGGUGAACUCAGGGCGAGCCCACGCCCCCACCUUGACUGAGGAUCAGGGACCUCUCCUCUGUGGGCCCCCGGGCCCAGCACAGGCCCUCGUCCCUGGAGGCCUGGUACCGGAGGGCCUGCCCCUCGGAUGCCCCACUGUCACCAAUGCCAUCGGCAGGCUACCGCUCAAUAGUGGCAUCCGACGGAAUCGCAGCUUCCCCACCAUGGUGGGGUCGAGCAUGCAGAUGAAGGCCCCCGUGACUCUGACCUCGGGCAUCUUGAUGGGUGCUAAGCUCCCCAAACAAACUAGUUUGCGGUGAGGGUAGGAUGGGGGCCCUUUGGAGGAGGAGUCCAAUCUUGUCCCGCCGCCCUGUCUUCCCCCCUGCACUGCCCUGUCUCCCUCUUCCCUCCUCGUCCAUCCUCUCCUGAGCUAGACAAAUCAACCUCGUGCCUACUGGGGAAGAGUGGACACUGUCAAAUGUGUACAUACGACUUGGAGACCUGUAUCCGCCCCUCCCGUUCUGUACAUCCCACCCGAGUGCCCCAGCACUGUCACUGCUCUCCUGAGGACUUCACCUGCACCAGCCUGGGGGCAGGGCAGGCAGGUGUCCUUUUCUCCUCCUGUCCUUCGAGAAGCACUGAAACUCCAAUGGCGUUCUUAUCCCAUGGAUAGGAAACCAGUGAAUUCGUAGCUGGCUGCCAGUGCUGCACGUAGUGAGCUGUCACGCGGCAGAGGGCACAGGGACUCAGUGUCGGUGUUGCUGGGCCCCUCGCCCACCUGUAAGAGUGUCAGGAGCCUCCGUCAGCAGCCACAUGCAACUGACGUAGCUUUCAGGACUAGAGAGCUGUUUUUUGUUUUGUGGGUGGCCUUCAGACCUUCACUAUUCUGCCUCGGUGGAUGGCCGCUUCUUUUUUGAGGGAUGACUUUUUCUUUCCAUGCCUUCAACCUAAAGUCUUCCUUCAGUGUUUUAUAAUCAGCCGUCGGGCCAGCUGUCUGACCCAUCUGAAAGCGAAUGCGUUUACACUCCCACUGCACCGGUGGUUCAGCAGCCCCCGUGGGUUCUGUGUGGUUUGUUUUACUUUUCCAUUUUUUUAUGGGUAGGGAGGUAAUGGUACUAGAUGGGAAGUCAUAGUGGAUGUUCCUCUCUGUGGUUCUCCGACACCCCGAAAUGCACAUGGCAAACACCUCAAGCCACUAAGGAGACAGCAGCUUAUUUCUGGGACCCAGUGUCACAACCAAAUUUAGUAAGACCAGACCCAAGACAGCUUGAACAAUAGGAUUGAAGGGGAAAGGGAGAGGGAAAAACGGUGAAUGAAAUUUGCCAACAGUAACGGUAAAACAAACCACAACCAAACGUAGGCUCACAGGGAAAACGAGGCUUUGACUUCUGCCGAGCCCACCCCUUACGCUGAAACCCGCGUCUGGGCCAUGUGCUUUCACCUCCGUGGUCUUUCGUGGCAGCCAUGCGAUGCUUGCACGUUUCACCCCCUCGUUUCAGAACAGAACAGUCACAGCAGGAUAUUUCCUUCCCCUCAAAGCCCUGCUCUCCUUGUGCCCCUUUUUUAUCCUUAGGCAAAGGCAGAGGUGCUCGUGAGAGGAACCAUGAAUGAGCGAGGGAGCCUGGCCCUGCUGCUGUCACCGACUACGUUUUGAACUUUUAUUUAUUAUUUAUGUGUGCUGUAUUUUAAACAGACGUCCUCUCUCCUUUCCAGCUCCAGCCACAGUGUGUCUGUGGCAUUCCAGGGUGAAGCAGGUCAUUUAUUUAUUCUCAUCUGAAGACUGCAGUGUCCAUCACGGCCUUCCGUGGCCGUUUGUUCCAGGCAUUUAUGGAAGGAUAACAUCACAUGCAAAUGAAAUGGCUGUGUUCCGUCACCCCUUGGCAAAAGAUGUGUCCUUCAAUUGAAUGGCUGUAACCUUAUGUCCACUGAGGAUACUCUGAGAAAGUCCCCAGGAGCCAGCUUCAGUCCCACACCAUAUUCUCUGAACAUGAGGAUGCUGGUUAAUUAUGUUUUUAACCCUCCUUGUGGUUUGUACGUGUGCACUCACUGCAAGGAACUUAUAUCACUUUGUGUGAAUGUAUUUGAAAGCGGUAGGUAGAAAAACCAAGGUAUGAAAACCGUGAACUGAAUGGACCACUUUGCGUAGUCAGAGAGAGGAGCCCACCCCUCAUCACCAAGGAAACACCACUGUAAAAAUCAGCAGUGCGGACGUUGCAGUAUUUAGUAUAGUAAAUAAAUGAUCAACCUUGGGCAACCACUAUCAAAAAGUGUGUUGUAAUGCAUCAAAAAUCAACAAUAAAAUUUUAUUUGCUAACGAAUAUCAAUAAAAUAAGUUCAAAUGAUGGAAACCA